This is a messenger RNA of Oikopleura dioica, 507 nucleotides long. NCBI's taxonomy places the organism in Eukaryota, Metazoa, Chordata, Appendicularia, Copelata, Oikopleuridae. The record is from the annotation of a GenBank genome assembly.
AUGGGAGCCAAAACCAAAAGAACUGGCUCUGUCGGUUGCGCCAGACCAGAACAUCAGACAAAGUGUGGCCCAAUAACGCGCCAUUUCGAAGUCGACUUUGAUUCCGGCGUCAAUAUCGACUGCAACAAGAAUCGAUGUUGGAUCAGUUGCCCUGAAACCAAAGUCAACACUCUUCCUCGCUGGACGAAAGAAGUCAUCUGUAGAAAUUCUGUGAGGAAUAUUUGGAAUAUCAAGAAGUCAAUCAACAUCGCCUGUGUCAACCCUUCUCUUCGAGCAAGAGAAGAAAGUCUCAAAUGCGGCGCUUUAGAGGACUUCUACCCUUGGUACAAGAAAUCGGACAUAACUGCUAUUUGCUCUGGAAGAAGAGAAAAAUACGAGCAAUGCGAUUUAUACUGUCCCGAUGGAACCAGACCGAAAAGAAAAGGAGAAGUUUUUGAUUCUGUCAUUUGCCAUCGGGGAAAGAGGAAGUUCGAGCCAGCUCUAGAAGAAGCUCCGGUUUGCGGAUAA